Didymodactylos carnosus is the source of this 342-nucleotide messenger RNA. NCBI's taxonomy places the organism in Eukaryota, Metazoa, Rotifera, Eurotatoria, Philodinida, Philodinidae. The record is from the annotation of a GenBank genome assembly.
AUGGAUGAAAUUAAAGUAAAUUUAAAGCUUAAUUAUCCAGAAUUUCCGUUGCCACAAAAUGACAUUUUAUAUAGUACUAUUGGAACAUUGAUACAAGAUAAGAAUUUUGAUGAUAUUGCAUUAUUAACACGAUUAUCAUCGGAAGAUAUGAAUUUAUGGCGUACUCAAACAAUUAAACCAUCUUCUAGUCGACAAAAAACAUAUCGAAUAUCGUUUCCUACGAAAUUAAAGAGUAAUAUUUUUGAAUUAAAUGAUGAUGAUCUUGCUCUAUUAUUACGAAUAAUAAUGGGUCCUUUUAAUGACACUUGUAUUACCAGAAACAAUGUUAAAAGCAUUUAUUGA